AUGUCGUCUGAUGUAAACAUGAAAGAUCCAAAGGUACAAGCGGAGUUGUACAUGGCUUCUCAUGGUAUCAAAGAGCUCUUUCAUCGUCUAGGAGCUUUACUCUUAUAUCACCGUCCGUCCAAUCCUCGCGAAUUCCUAUUUCAAUCACUUAAAAAGAUGCAAGAUGCAAAGCAAACGCAACGCCAUAUUCCAUUCUUUGACGAUAAAGAUCUCAAAGCAAUGUUUCUUGCAUUUGAUAUCAAGGAACAAGGAUAUAUCACUUUAGAACAAUAUGAUCAAGCAUUACUGAACUUCGGCAUUGAAACCCCAACGAUUUGCUUACCUGAGUCUGCGACUAUGAUCGGUCAAGCGCUUUUUAUUCGCAGUGUGACACAAGAGCUUAAACAUGCAUCAGCCUCGUUCAUGUAA
This is a messenger RNA of Plasmopara halstedii, 408 nucleotides long. RefSeq names its product ef-hand calcium-binding domain-containing protein 10-like. Lineage: Eukaryota; Oomycota; Peronosporomycetes; Peronosporales; Peronosporaceae. The transcript has 4 exons. The record is from RefSeq and is a predicted model, not a curated record. Gene Ontology annotation, molecular function: calcium ion binding. Bases 1 to 408 code for a protein of 135 amino acids.